AUGGAGACCCCAUUGGGAAGAAGCUUUGAGACAAUUUUCUUCCUGUGGUUUGCAUUAUCCGGAUGGCUUUUUCAGAUAUUGAUUUUCGCUCCGUGGGUGCUUCCAUUUGCCGCUCCUCUUCUCAUUGGAGCAGUUGCCAACAACCUUGUUAUUAAGGGUGCUUGUCCGGCUUGUAAGAGGCAAUUUGUUGGUUACAAGAAUCGAGUAAUCCAUUGUGGAAGCUGUGGAAACACUGUGUGGCAUCCAAAAUCAGACUUCUUUUCAAGAGACGGUAGAGGAGGCCCUUCUUCGUCAAGGUCAGAGCCGUAG
Molecule: messenger RNA, 309 nt
Organism: Malus domestica (apple)
Lineage: Eukaryota; Viridiplantae; Streptophyta; Magnoliopsida; Rosales; Rosaceae
Cellular component (GO): chloroplast
Source: RefSeq, a predicted model, not a curated record